Messenger RNA from Ostreobium quekettii, 402 nucleotides. The record is from the annotation of a GenBank genome assembly. Lineage: Eukaryota; Viridiplantae; Chlorophyta; Ulvophyceae; Bryopsidales; Ostreobiaceae.
AUGGCCGUUCGCGCCAGGAGCGCCCGCCUGCCGCCGGAGGUCAACCGGAUCCUGUACGUCCGCAACCUGCCGUUCAACAUCUCCACCGACGAGCUGUACGACAUCUUCGGCAAGUAUGGGCCCAUACGGCAGAUUCGAGUGGGCUGCACAAAGGAAACAAGGGGAACAGCCUACGUAGUUUAUGAGGACAUCUAUGAUGCCAAGAACGCUUGUGACCAUUUGUCAGGCUUCAACGUCCAAAACAGGUAUCUAAUUGUGCUAUACUACAAUCCCCAGCGGCAGACAAAGAAGGUCGGGACAAAGGAGAAGGAAGAGGAGAUCAAGCGCAUGCAGACAAAGUAUGGAGUGGAUGGCGAGCAGCAUGCCAGGAAUCCACAGCAGCCACAGGCAGCUGCCCGCUAG